This is a messenger RNA of Hemibagrus wyckioides, 1489 nucleotides long. It is a transcript of the gene cd63, whose product is annotated as CD63 molecule. The record is from RefSeq and is a predicted model, not a curated record. The coding region runs from base 165 to 866 and encodes 233 amino acids. Gene Ontology annotation, cellular component: membrane. The transcript has 8 exons. NCBI's taxonomy places the organism in Eukaryota, Metazoa, Chordata, Actinopteri, Siluriformes, Bagridae.
UAAGCAAACAGUAAAUGACGACAUGAGCAUGAUUUUGUAAAUGUUGGUGGAGGGUGGAGUGAGUGACCAUUUUAAAGCAGCGCGAGAAAGCGGAAGGUUCUCUAUAAUCGUUCACUGCUUCAUAACAACUUUAUAACGCGUUAGGAAUCAAAAUAUCAAGCAGGAUGGAGGGAGGAAUGAAAUGCGUGAAGUUCCUGGUUUUUUUCUUCAACUUUAUCUUCUGGCUAUGUGGCCUGGCUCUCAUCAUAGUGGGCAUUUUGGCGCAGACCAACAUGACCAUGAUUAAGCAGGUGGCCAGUAAUGCAUCCCCCAUCGUGAUCAUCGUGGUAGGAGUCGUGAUCUUCUUCAUCGCCUUCUGCGGCUGCUGUGGAGCGUGGAAAGAGAACUACUGCAUGGUCACUACGUUUGUCAUCCUGCUCUCCAUCAUCUUCAUCGUGGAAAUCGGAAUAGCCAUCGCUGCAUAUGUCUUGAGAAGCAAGCUGACCAAUCUGGUGGACGACGGCCUGAAGGAAGCGAUCAAAAACUACUCACAACCGGAGGUUCAGAAAGAAUUGGACAACGUACAGGAACAGCUGAAAUGCUGUGGAGCAGUGAACUCUAGCGACUGGGUGGGCUUCAAGGGCGUCCAAAACUCCGUCCCGGACUCGUGCUGCAAGAACAAAACAACGAACUGUGGAAACGGAGCCAUGAAUAAUAGCACCAUUAUCUACAUCGAGGGUUGUGGGUCUAUUCUGGAGAACUUCCUCAAGAAGAACAUUCUCUGGGUUGGAGUAGCAGCUCUCGUCAUUGCCUUCAUUGAGAUCUUGGGUAUUGUGUUCGCCUGUACGCUGAUGAGGGGGAUCCGUAAAGGCUACGAGGUGAUGUGAUCCCGUGGUCAAACUUCAGAGGAAUCACUUUUUACACUCCAGUUAAACACUUCAGAUUUGUAAAUGUCUUCCUGUAGCCAGUAAAAAAAAAUAUGUACCUAUAUGCAAAAUGAAAUCUUGUUUUUUAAUCUUAGAUGGUGAGAAAAAGCUGGAUUACUGUCUGUCUUUUUCUUUAUUAAGUCUCAUAUAUUUGUACUUUAGUCACAAACUUCUUCACAGACUUCUUCUUUUAGUUGGAGAUUGUACUUUUAUACUCCCACAUCUUGUGUAUUUUAUUAUCCACUUUUUAAAGGCGAAAUGCUUUACGGACUUUGGAAUGAGCAACGAAUAAACCUUAAAGUAAAUAAAGUUUCCACCCAAAAUACCGGUGUCGGGUUUUGGCCUCGAUUUACAGACGUUUUCACACAUCGACGAUUUGGAAGCGGUUUGAAUAGAAUUUCACUAAUAAGUGAAGCAUUGUAAAUCAUUUCUAGAGAGCUGUAUUUUUUCCACACGUUACCUUAUUGUCUUAUAUUAUUCCAUGAGUUUGAAUCAGAACAAAAAUGACCAUUUUGUUUGUCACAAGAAUUCAAUGAUGAAGCAUUCAUGUAAAUAAAUAAAUAAAUAAAUAAAUAAAUAAAUAA